Messenger RNA from Aspergillus luchuensis, 798 nucleotides. RefSeq names its product putative UV excision repair protein (RadW). NCBI's taxonomy places the organism in Eukaryota, Fungi, Ascomycota, Eurotiomycetes, Eurotiales, Aspergillaceae. Bases 1 to 798 code for a protein of 265 amino acids. The transcript has 3 exons. The record is from RefSeq and is a predicted model, not a curated record. Gene Ontology annotation, molecular function: ubiquitin binding; polyubiquitin modification-dependent protein binding; proteasome binding. Gene Ontology annotation, biological process: proteasome-mediated ubiquitin-dependent protein catabolic process; nucleotide-excision repair. Gene Ontology annotation, cellular component: cytosol; nucleoplasm.
AUGGUCUCUAAGCCCAAGGCUACUUCCUCCGGCACCUCGUCACAAGCGCCCUCCACCCCAUCCAGAGCAGUCACCUCUACCCCUGCCGCGCCUCCCGCCCCAGCCCCAUCUGCCGCUUCCACUACACCGGCUGUUCCUUCGACUCCCUCCCCGGCCGCCGCGGGGGCCGCCCAGGCACAGGGCUCCGCAUUCAAUGACCCCUCCGCAUUGCUGAGUGGCACUCAGAGCGAAGCUGUCGUGGCUCAGAUGGAGGCAAUGGGUUUCGCUCGGAGUGAUGUUAACCGUGCAAUGAGGGCUGCUUUCUUCAACCCCGACCGUGCUAUUGAAUACCUUUUGAAUGGUAUCCCCGAGAACAUUCAACAGGAACAGCAACAGCAAGCCGCUGCCGCUAGCGCACCCCAGACUGCUGCUCCCGAAAGCGCUCCGUCCGCUGGUGACGACGAACCGGUCAACCUGUUCGAGGCUGCCGCUCAGGCUGGUGGCCAGGAGGGAGGAGCUCGAGGAGCUCGAGCUGCUGGUGGCGCUGAACUCCCGAGUCUCGAAUUUCUUCGCAACAACCCCCACUUCCAGCAGCUUCGUCAGUUGGUCCAACAACAACCACAAAUGCUCGAGCCCAUCCUUCAACAAGUCGCCGCUGGAAACCCCCAAAUCGCGCAGCUCAUUGGUCAGAAUGAGGAACAAUUCCUGCAGCUCCUGAGUGAGGAGCCUGAUGAUGACGAGGCGCUGCCCCCUGGUACGACUCAAAUUCACGUCACGGAAGAGGAGAGAGAUGCCAUUGAACGCGUGCGUAUACCAUAA